Callorhinchus milii (elephant shark) is the source of this 797-nucleotide messenger RNA. It is a transcript of the gene atp5po, whose product is annotated as ATP synthase peripheral stalk subunit OSCP. Gene Ontology annotation, biological process: proton motive force-driven mitochondrial ATP synthesis. The record is from RefSeq and is marked provisional. Lineage: Eukaryota; Metazoa; Chordata; Chondrichthyes; Chimaeriformes; Callorhinchidae. Gene Ontology annotation, molecular function: proton-transporting ATP synthase activity, rotational mechanism.
ACCUCCAGCGGCAGCGACAGAGGGAGACAUGGCGGCCCGACUCGGCCUGAGGGUUCGUUAUUUCAGCACCUCUGGGGUCAGGCCAGUAUCCAAACUGAUCAAGCCACCUGUUCAGGUGUAUGGAGUUGCAGGUCGGUAUGCCACAGCUGUGUACUCUGCUGCCUCCAAGCAGAAGACGCUGGACCAGGUGGAAAAGGAGCUGGGCAGGAUAAAAACUUUAAUGAAGGAUCCCAAGGUCUCCUCCAUAGUCACCAAUCCCCACAUUAAGAGCGCUGUCAAGCAGAAAGCUAUGACUGACGUGUUGGUCAAAGAGAAAUGUUCCCCACUCACGAUAAACUUUGUCGGUCUGCUGGCGCAGAAUGGACGUUUGCCCCAAGCCAUUGACGUGGUUGUUGCUUUCGAGAAGAUGAUGAGCGCUCACCGUGGGGAAGUCCUCUGCUCAGUCACUACUGCUCAGCCCCUGGAUGAAGGUAAUCUUACCGAACUAAAAUCUGUUCUCAAUAGUUUUCUGAAGAAAGGUGAAGUCCUGAAACUGGACAGCAAGACGGAUACAUCAAUCUUGGGGGGAAUGAUUGUCAGCAUCGGUGAUAAAUACGUUGAUAUGUCUGCAAAAACCAAGAUUCAGAAACUGAGCAAAAUAAUGAAACAAACUGUAUAACUAUAUGCACUUAAAACUGAGUUGUCUAACAUAUGGUUGUCUAACUUUAUCUCGAUGCUCGUCUCUCAGUCUGCUUGGACAUUGAUUUGUGUACAAAAGAUUUAAUAAAGCAAUUUCCAACCGAAAUGAUGUUCAAAAC